AUGGCUACUUCAGCAGAAGAACCGGUCAAAGAUUCAGAGAUAUCACCAGAGAAAGAGGAUCAAGUAUUUACUUGCAAGUUCGCAGGCAGACAGAGUACAGUUUCAGUUGGAAGAGAGAAAAUCGAUAUUGUGGAGUGUGCUGAUGUUAAGAAGCCUACAAAGGUAGCAAAAUCUGAUCACAUCAUCCUGAGUGACGUACUUUGUGCUAAAGUAACUGGUCGAUCUGAGGUGACACUUCAUGUGAUACAAGGCACAAGCAAAGACAAGAAACUCACACUGAAAAAAGUGAAGCUGUCCCUAAACGAUAAUGCACAGUUGGAAAUUCUGGAGAAGAAAAUAAAUGGUGGUAUCGUAUCCAUCACAGAGGGUGUCCGGCCAAGAAGAUUGUUGGCAAUAAUUAAUCCGAUAGCAGGAGGCCAGACUGGAGAGAAGAUCUACAAAACUAAAGCGGCGCCAUUGUUUGCCCUGGCAGGCAUUGAGGUGCAAAUUAAAUUGUCCGAGAGGCCGAAACACGCGAUAGAACUUGCAAGGGAAACAGAUCUUAAAGGUAUUGACGGCAUAAUAACAGUUGGAGGCGACGGGACAUUUACACAGGUCUGCAAUGGACUUAUAGAGAGAAGCCAUAUAGAUGGCGCUGAAGUUCCCCCGGUGGGAGUCGUUCCAGCAGGAUCAGGCAAUGGGAUGGCGUUCGAUUUUACAGGAAGUUAUGACAUCACUGGAGCUGUGCUCACAAUAAUAAGGGGAUCUACAUUCAAGAUAAAUGCAUUAGAGUUGAAAAGUGGUGGAAACACCAUCUUCUAUGGGACUAUGUUCUUUGCAUUGGGUUACUUUGGUCAGGUUAUGCACCUAGCUGAAAAGAGGAGACAUUUAAAGAAAUUACGAUAUCUAAUAACAACGUUAUCUACCUUGAAGAACAGUUCCUCAUGCCGUGUGGAUGUUGGCGUCACAUACACUGACAAAAAUGGUGAAGAUCUUCAACCUUCAGAUUGGACCACUGUUAAUGGGUCGUUCACGUCAUUGGCUAACAUGCCCGUCCGACAAGUAGAUGACGAUGGAAAUACGAUAUCAUUCCUCAGGUACCCUACAGGGUCUCUCCAGUUCAUGCCUUAUGGAGCAAGCAGAAUGGAUUUAAUUAAAUACGUUCACAACAUGAGGAGACAUCUAAUAAAUGGCGACGAUUUGGCCCUCCCUGAAGGAAUGUACAGUGCACGUUUUGCACAAGUGAAAAUCAAAGCUGUGAAUCCAGAAGAUGAGUUAGCACGGAUGUUAAACUUUGAUGGAGAGCCCAUCUUGUUAGACAAUGCAGAGUUCGAAAUAAGGCUGCUGCCCCAGCUUAUAACAGUUUACAGUCGAGAUGUCGCCAGAUGAGGCUAGCUUUUUCUUCGCUUUC
This is a messenger RNA of Owenia fusiformis, 1390 nucleotides long. NCBI's taxonomy places the organism in Eukaryota, Metazoa, Annelida, Polychaeta, Sabellida, Oweniidae. The record is from the annotation of a GenBank genome assembly.